Molecule: messenger RNA, 672 nt
Organism: Neoarthrinium moseri
Lineage: Eukaryota; Fungi; Ascomycota; Sordariomycetes; Amphisphaeriales; Apiosporaceae
Exons: 1
Coding region: 1-672 (223 amino acids)
Source: RefSeq, a predicted model, not a curated record
AUGUUUGAUACACCUGAAAAUAUCGUCGAAUACGCAUACGACCACAUCUCAGAAUGGUACCUACAGUGGGUCGAGAGUCAUGAAUCACCGCGAGAGAGAUACGUCAAGAAGCUCCUUGAGGGGCUACAACCGUCACCUUCUAUUCUAGAACUUGGUUGUGGCCCUGGAGUUCCUAUCUUGCGACUGCUUCUCGAACAAGGCGCACACGUAGUCGCAAAUGACAUCUCGACGAAGCAAAUUGAAAAGGCCAAAGCCCGCUUCCCCGAUUGUGAGCUGAUUUCUGGCGACAUGACAGAACUCGUUUUCGAGCCGGAGAGGUUCCAUGGAGCAAUCAGUUUCUACACACUGUUCCACCUUCCAAGGUCGAAGCUCAGGGAUAUGUUAACCAAGAUCCACAGUUGGCUAAAGCCUAACGGAGUUUUUGUUUUCAAUCUCGCAACCAUCGAUGAGGAAGAAAUCCAUGGCGAAUUCUUAGGAUAUGGAAUGUUCUGGAGUAGCUUCGACAUCAAGGGGAGUCAAGCACUACUGAGGGAAGUCGGAUUCGACUUAUUGCAGGUGGAAGUAUUGCAGGCAGGCGAUGGGAAAUUGAAGGAGGAUGAUCCAGACUAUGGAGCCGAGUUUAUGUGGGUGGUAGCACGAAAGACAGAUCCUCUUACUGGCGGAAUGCCGUAA